AUACUGUUUCUUCUGACUCUUUCACUGCAUUCCCUUAAGUAAAAUGGCUGCAGCAAGCUUCAGUGCCAAACAACUACGUACAGAAUGGCGUUAUCGGAUUCGUUGGCUGGGUGUCCGCCUUUGUGACGCGCGUUCCAAUGUUUAUAAAAGCUCUUGCGACAGCUCAUUCCACUUUAUCCCAAGGUUCUGAGAGGUAAAAUGUAUCGUCUUCAUUCACAGGCAUUCACCGGAGUUUCAGUCACUUCUACAUUCAGGCAUUUCUACCCCAUUCCGAUAGAAGAUUCUAAACUGAUUCCUGAGAGACGUUUUAGUAAAAAGUGCUCUUCCAUCGGCUGACUUUUACUCCCACUCGCAGAGAGAGAACCGAGAGGCACGGCCCGGCCUACAGCGAUCCGGACAGACGAGAAGGACAAAGUGGUGCGGCUCCGCAGUCAUGCCGAAACCUAAGAAGAGGAGUAACCGGGCCGCGGGUGGCCAGCACAAGAAUGUUCAAGCAUUUAGUGAUGAUGAUUCCUCCAUAGAAACCAUGAGCCACUGCAGUAGCUUCAGUGAUGUUGCUAGCGUUGUUGAAGAAGGUACGGAGGUAGAUGAGUAUGCUGCUCAAGAAGACUUUGAAUACAAACUUAAAGGGUUCAUUGACCUAACAAUGGAUAAAAGUGCAAAGACGAGGCAAGCUGCCUUGGAAGGUCUGAAGACUGGGCUGUCAUCCAAGAUACUUUAUGAUUUUAUUAUGGAAAGAAGAAUGACUCUAACAGAUAGCAUUGAGCGCUGCCUGAAAAAAGGAAAAAGUGAAGAGCAGCAGGUAGCAGCAGCCCUUGCUUGCCUUCUUUGUUGUCAGCUCGGAUCAGGAAUUGAAAGCGAGGAAGUUUUCCGAACCGUUGCUCCAGUUCUAAAAAGCAUUGUUUGUGAUAGGAGUGCAAACACACAAGCACGGCAAGCUUGUGCUACAUAUCUUGGACUCUGUUGCUUCAUUGCUACUGAUGAUGUUGAGGAUGUAUACACCACAAUGGAGUGCAUGGAGAAUCUGUUUACAAAGCAGUAUCAUUCAGAGAGUGCAGCUGAUAACUGUUCAGCACUUCACAUCCAGGCUCUUCAAUCAUGGGCCCUUUUGCUGACCAUCUGCCAUAAUAGUGAAGUGAAGAAGAAACUUGACAUACAUCUCUGUAAGCUUCCACGGCUGCUCUCUUGCGGUGAUGUCAAUAUGCGAAUUGCUGCUGGGGAGACUCUGGCCCUCUUGUUUGAGCUGGCACGUGAAGCAGAUGCAGAUUUUUACUAUGACGAUUUGGAACCCCUGACGCAAACAUUAAAAUCUUUGGCUACAGACUGCAAUAAACACAGAGCAAAGACAGACAGAAGAAAGCAGAGAUCUGUAUUUCGAGAUGUCCUUAGAGCAAUAGAGGAAGGAGACUUUCAGCCAGAAAUGAUCCGAUUUGGAAGGGAGCGCAUUCAUAUAGACAGCUGGGUUAAGCGGCUUACAUAUGGUACCUUUAAGGAACUUUUUGGAUCUGGAAUGCAGUAUCAACUUCUGACAAAUGUAUUUCUGCGCAGUAUAUUUGAGCUUGGCCCACCACUACUGCUGGAUACUGCCACUAUUAAAGCAAUGAAAGUAUCACGUGAGGAAAGGCACAUGAACAACUCUGCUGCAUUCAAAGCGAGAACAAAGGCAAGAAGCAAACUGCGUGACAAGAGAGUUGAUGUUGGCGAGUUCUAUUAAAUUAGUCAGUGGAACUCCUGCUGCUGAAGUGAAUAUACUAAAUGGAUUCUAGUUGCUGGGGAGUGUAGUGGGGGUGACCAUAAAAUGUAAAUGUCAUGUUUUGGGUGCUUUCAGUUGCUCACUAGCAGGCAAUUUGCAGUUCUGCAAGCUAUAUGGUAUCAAAGCAUUACACUUUAUUAAUAUAUGAAUUGUGUGGUGACAAUAUACUAUUUAAUUUCAUGCAAGUAAAUGUCAGCACUUCUAUUCUAACAACCAUUACGAUAUUAAGAUGCAGAAUUUAUGACUUUUCUACUGUGUAAUGAAAUUUGGUUUAGGAAAAUGUUACAAUCCACAUAACUUGUCUCUUAAUGAUUCAUUUUGUCCUGUUAUAUUUUAUUGUGCCAGUGUUCCCUUUAUUUUUUUUCUCCUGUCAUUUGUUUAGUCACGCAUAACUGAUUAAUAAUCCAGUAUUAAAUGAAAUUCUAUAUAAAUGUUAAUAAAAAAAAUGCUGCCUUG
This is a messenger RNA of Xenopus laevis (African clawed frog), 2209 nucleotides long. RefSeq names its product interferon related developmental regulator 1 L homeolog (gene ifrd1.L). The transcript has 12 exons. The record is from RefSeq and is a predicted model, not a curated record. Lineage: Eukaryota; Metazoa; Chordata; Amphibia; Anura; Pipidae. Gene Ontology annotation, cellular component: nucleus. Bases 434 to 1714 code for a protein of 426 amino acids. Gene Ontology annotation, biological process: animal gross anatomical part developmental process; cell differentiation.